AUGCCGCGUUCGUUCCUGGUGAAGAAGAUCAAAGCGGAUGGCUUCCAGUGCAGCGGGGUGCCAGCCCCCACCUACCACCCCCUGGAGACUGCCUACGUGCUGCCCGGCGCCCGCGGGCCUCCGGGGGACAACGGUUAUGUGGCGCACUGCCUGCCCACCAGCGGCUACGAUGGCGAGCAGAAGCCUGGGCUGGAACUGGCGCCCGCCGAGCCCGCAUACCCGGCCGCGGCGUCGGAAGAGUACAGCGAUCCCGAGAGCCCGCAGUCCAGCCUGUCGGCGCGCUACUUCCGCGGGGAGGCGGCCGUGACCGACAGCUACUCCAUGGACGCCUUCUUCAUCUCCGACGGGCGCUCGCGGAGGCGCCGGGCCGGGGCUAGCGGGGACGCGGCAGGCGCGGGCGACGCCGGCGGCGGCGCGGAGCGCGCGGGUCGCUCGGGGGCGACAGCGGGCGCCGGGCAUCGGCACGCAUGCGCAGAGUGCGGCAAGACGUACGCCACGUCGUCGAACCUGAGCCGCCACAAGCAGACGCACCGUAGCCUGGACAGCCAGCUGGCGCGCAAGUGCCCGACGUGCGGCAAGGCCUACGUGUCCAUGCCCGCGCUCGCCAUGCAUGUGCUCACGCACAACCUGCGCCACAAGUGCGGCGUGUGCGGCAAGGCCUUCUCCCGGCCCUGGCUGCUCCAGGGCCACAUGCGCUCGCACACCGGCGAGAAGCCCUUCGGCUGCGCGCACUGCGGUAAGGCCUUCGCCGACCGCUCCAACCUGCGCGCGCACAUGCAGACGCACUCGGCCUUCAAGCAUUACCGCUGCCGCCAGUGCGACAAGAGCUUCGCUCUCAAGUCCUACCUCCACAAGCACUGCGAGGCCGCAUGCGUCAAGGCUGCCGAGCCGCCGCCCCCCGCCGGCCCAGCCAGCUGA
Molecule: messenger RNA, 918 nt
Organism: Arvicola amphibius (Eurasian water vole)
Lineage: Eukaryota; Metazoa; Chordata; Mammalia; Rodentia; Cricetidae
Gene: Scrt2
Product: scratch family transcriptional repressor 2
Exons: 2
Coding region: 1-918 (305 amino acids)
Biological process (GO): regulation of DNA-templated transcription
Molecular function (GO): RNA polymerase II cis-regulatory region sequence-specific DNA binding; DNA-binding transcription factor activity, RNA polymerase II-specific
Source: RefSeq, a predicted model, not a curated record